Molecule: messenger RNA, 879 nt
Organism: Lagenorhynchus albirostris (white-beaked dolphin)
Lineage: Eukaryota; Metazoa; Chordata; Mammalia; Artiodactyla; Delphinidae
Gene: NAT16
Product: N-acetyltransferase 16 (putative)
Source: RefSeq, a predicted model, not a curated record
AUGGGAGGCGAGCCCUUUGAACGGAGAGCCCUGGCAGGGGCGAAGGCGGGGCGGGGGCCCCCUAACGGCCUCGGCCCGCAGAUCGCCCUGGGGUCGAUGCACGUGAUCGACGCUGGGGAGACGGCUCUGGUGGAAGGGCUGCUCGCGGCGCCCUGGGAGUGCGGCAAGGGCGUGGCUGGGUUGCUGCAGCGCUUCUGCGCGCAGCUGGUCAAGCGAAGGCACCCGGGGAUCAAGGUGGCACGACUCACCCGGGACGACCAGCUGGGGUCCCGGGAGCUGAAGCAAUAGCACCUAAUCACCAAGCAGGGCAUCCUUUUGGUCCAGCUCAACGUGUCGGCCCUGCUGGAGGGGCUGGGCGCGCGGCUGGGGGCUCUGCGGGCCUCCGGCACCUUCUCGCCGCUGCCCACGGAGGCCGUGUCGGAGGCUGGCGGCGUCGUGGCACGCCUCCUGCUGUCGCCCUCUGUGCAGCGCGACGUGCUUCCGGGCGGGACCAUCAUCCAGGACUGGCAGCCCUACCGGCCGAGCGAGAGUAACUUGAGCCUGCUGGCGGCCAAGGGCCUGGAGUGGCGCGUGAACAGCCGCGCGCGCCCGCGCGUGCUCACGCUGUGCACGCGCCCCUUCCCCAUCCCACCUGGCGGCAACGGCACGUGGCGCUACGUCAACAUCUACACCGUCGUCAGCGAAGGUGCGCAGGUUCAGAGCCAGCUUCUGUGGCAUCUGCAGCGCCAGGCCCCGCGUCUCGUCCACCUCAACGUCAUGUGCCAGCCCUUCCUGGCGCCCCAGCUGUGGUUACAGCUGGCUGAUUUCUGCCAGGCUGGCUUGGGGCUCGAGCUGGUCAAGGGUUAUACGGAACAAUACCUGCUGGAGGCCGACAUCUAA